AUGGAGCCGCGCUACUACACAGCGGCCAUUUCCGCCUGUACCAAAAAGAGGUCUUGGUUUGAGGCCUUGAAGCUCUUGGAGGCGAUGCCCCAGCGCCGUGUGCAGGUGAACACCAUCAGCUUCAAUGCCACGAUCAGCGCCACUGAGAAGGCAAAUCAAUGGCCCUGGGCUUUGCACCUGUUUCAACAGAUGCCCCAAAAGCAGGUGCUUCAGGAUACCAGGAGCUUCAAUGCUACCAUUAGCUCCUGCGAGAAGGGCGCGGAAUGGCAAAGAGCUUUGCAUCUCUUUGAGGAGAUCUGUCCCACGCGGCUUCGUCCCGAUGUGUUCAGCUUCAAUGCCACCAUCAGCUCUUUGGAAAAGGCCUGGCAGUGGCAACGAGCUUUGCAGCUCUUUCAGGACAUGCCCUCGUACCUCCUCGGUGUGGACGUUUGGAGCUUCAAUGCCACGAUCAGCGCCUGUGAGAAGGGCCAACAAUGGCACUGGGCACUCGAACUGUUCGACUCCCUCUGUCAGACCCCAUCGGUGCAGCCAGACACCAUCACCUUCAACGCCAGCAUCAGUGCAUGUGAGAAGGCCGCGCAGUGGCAACACGCUUUGGGCUUCUUCAUGCUGAUGUCCGGCCAGGCCGCCCCAAACGAGAUCACUUACAACGCGACGAUCAGCGCCCUGGAAAAGGCCGCGCAAUGGCAGAAGGCAUUGCAGGUCUUUAACGCGAUGGAAGCUUCUCCUGGGCUCAUCACCUACCAUGCACUGAUGAGUGCUUGCGAGAAGGCCUCCCAGUGGCAGGUGGCCCUUGAGCUCUUUGCCCGGGCGAGCUGCGCCACUCGGUGGGUGCUGACUGCUAGGAGCUUCAACUCGGUGCUGAGCGCAUGCGAGAAGGCUCGGCAGUGGCUUGUGGCGUUGCAGUUCUUCCACCAGAUGCCCCAAGCCCAGGUCUCCCCGGAUGCCAUCUCCUUGAGCGCUGUGGUGAGUGCCUGUGCGCGACGAGAGGGGGGCACUUGGCGCAGGGCGCUGCAGCUCUUUGAGGAAGCUCUUGCCGGCGCUCGGUGGUGUGGAGAGGUAGAUGCAAUUGCAUGGAGUUCGGCCGUGAGCGCCUGUGCAAAGGGAGGACAUUGGAGACAGGCCCUGGAGUUCUUCCAUCGCAUGGCACAAAGACAGAUUCGUCAGGAUGUGAUUUCUUUUAGUGCCGCCAUCAGCUCGUGUGAGAAGGCCAGUCAGUGGCCUUUUGCCCUGCUACUCUUUCAGCAGAUGCAUCUAGCUGAAAUCGUCCCGAACAACUACAGCUACAGCGCGGCAAUCAUCUCGUGCCAGAAAGGCGAGCAAUGGCAAUAUGCUUUAGAACUCUUUGGCUCUCUCAAAGCUGCGAAGCUGCAGCCGGACCUUGCCAGCUUCCAGGCGACCUUGCGCGCCUUGAAGAGGGGAAGCCACUGGCAACAGGCUUCGGUGCUUUUGGAUGCCCACGCCUGGCAGGCGGAGUUCUGCGAAGCCGUUGGAGCGCCGGAGGUUGAGCAGAAGAGACCGAUGCUGUUGCGGACGAGCUCGGGCGUCGCCUCCACCGUGCAGCUGAGUCCGUGGCCCUCUGGGGCGGCGGAGGACGUGCUUCGAGGUGUGGCGGGACCCGGGCGACCGGCGUCCUUGAAGCAAAAGGUUUGGGCAAAGUUGCCCAGCGGGCUGAUCUUGCCCGAGAAUCAGGAUGAUCCCAUGCGGCUCAUCUACGAGAUGGAGUAUUUGGCAUUCGUCCGGCUUCCAACAGCUUCGAUGUUGGCCAGAGUGGACGGCGUUGCCCUGCUGCCGCUUCAGCGUGCGCGGCAGAAUGCCCAGGCGUCGGUGCCUCGUUGGUGGUCCUCCCCCGAAAGCUUGCGCCUUUGCGCGACGGCACUCAAGGAGGAGAACUUUGCAGUGCUCGAUGGCUUUCUGCCCGAGGAGGUCUGCCAGGCCCUGGCGGAGGGCGCCAAACGCUCCCGGCCGAGCAUGGUGCGGGGCGCCACCGGCGCCGCCGCGCGCGUUAGUCCGGGGCAGGACUUGGCCAAGGUGCUAAAUCAGCCCAGCAGAGGUGAUGUCGUCAAGUUUGCAGACGAGGGGCAAAUGCCCGGCUGCCAAGAUUUCCUCGAUGCCUUGGAUGCCCUUGUGGACGCUUUGAAGACCUCCGACUCCGUGGAGGUCAGCGUGCGACAUCGCUUGAGCUGCGUCGACUGGGCCAACAGUGCCAUGUUUGCCAUUUACCCUGGAGGCGCCUCCAGGUACAUCAAGCACGUGGACAACACCUUGGGCACCGAUGGCCGCCGCUUGACGGCCGUGCUGUACUUGAACCGAGAUUGGUGCGAGCAGGACGGCGGUUGCCUGCGGAUCUUUGAGCCGACGAUGCAGAGCUGCCAGGUGAAGCGGGAUAUCGAGCCGCUGUGGAAUCGCCUAGUGGUCUUUUGGUCGACCCAAGAAGUGCCUCACGAGGUGCUCUCCAGCUACAAGGACCGCCUGGCGGUGAGCGUGUGGUUCAUCGACGGUGCGGAAUCCCUGCGGAGCCGGGAGCCCUUCGAGCGGCUCUUUUCCCCGAAGCUGAGGUGCUUGGGCGACCGGCGGCAGUGCUUGCUGAAAGCAGCCAAGAAUGAGGAUGAGAGGGCCGUCCUGGCCGCGCUGCCGUUGGAAGCCACGCACGGCUUCUCGGAGGCGGAGCGGCGUCGCUUGGCCAGGCUCUUCGGGUGGCGAACUGAAGAGGACGUGCAGCGCGAGCUGGACACCGCGCAGGACCGUGCCAUCCGCAGUGCCUUAGAGAAGGCACUCCAGGGCGGGCAAACACCUGCAGAGGCCUUCGGUGUGAAGGCGUUCGCUCCAAAGAAGCCGCUGCACUUUGAGAUUGUGGACGAUGAGAUCAUGAUGCGCGAGAGGCUUUUGGAUGGGGGCGGAGUGUCGUCACGGAAGUCAUGGAUGCCCAAAGGUGGCAUCCUUCACGGCGUGGAGAUGACUUUACCACAGCUCUUGCAGGAGCUGAAUGACCACGCCAAAGAUCUUCGGAACAUCGAUGACAGGCUCACGACCACCCAAGCCAUGGUGCCCAAGAACUUGGCCAAGAUGAAAUGCCAGAUCCCCGGGCGAGAGAAGGACAUCGAAGGGGCUCUCGAACAGCUCCAGAAAGAUGCCAGCGUGAUCCAGGAGAAGGUUGGCACCAUCAAUGAGCGGUUGCAUGACUCCUUGAACGAGGCCAUGUCUUUCAACGACCUCAUGCACAGGCAGUUCGAGUACAAAGGCAACCGCCUCCCCGAAGAGAUCUCCGAAUUCUCCGGGACGGUGGUCAGCAAUCUUCAUCGUGCCCAAGAUAUGGCAAAGAAGGAGAUGAUCAGUGGGGCCAAUGACCUCAUGAGACUCACGAAGCAGGUGAAGACUGCGAUCCGCGCAUCUUCUGCAGGAUUGGACCCCGGCGUUGUGGCAUCACUGAUGCAGAUGUGGCCUUGGCCUGGUCGUGGGCAGGGGCGGCGCGGCACGCGGCCAGGCGCCCGGUUUUUCGCGGUGGAUGGCAUGGGAGGGAAGCGACACACCGAUACUACCACUCCCCUUUGUCCAGUGACCGCGUGGAAGACUCUUGGCCUCAACCCCGUGGGUCCUCAGGGUCGACUGACCGCCUUCGCCGGAGAGCCACCGGAACGAGGAUGGAUGGGUGAAGGGGAAGAUGCCUCCACUCCUCCACUCAACUCUUGCUUGUGGACACGUGAAGGCUUUCCGCGGCUUUCCAUUGGCUUGCUCCGUGUCUGA
Durusdinium trenchii is the source of this 3744-nucleotide messenger RNA. The record is from the annotation of a GenBank genome assembly. Lineage: Eukaryota; Dinophyceae; Suessiales; Symbiodiniaceae.